Coniophora puteana RWD-64-598 SS2 is the source of this 1818-nucleotide messenger RNA. RefSeq lists its product as uncharacterized. The transcript has 5 exons. The record is from RefSeq and is a predicted model, not a curated record. NCBI's taxonomy places the organism in Eukaryota, Fungi, Basidiomycota, Agaricomycetes, Boletales, Coniophoraceae. The coding region runs from base 918 to 1370 and encodes 150 amino acids.
ACGCUCUCGACCUUCUGUCGCCGUCGACCGCUUCCUUCAGUACUCAAAAGCUGUCCUUGAGUCACGAAGCGCAUUUGAACUCAGAGCUGUGCACUGACUUGGAGCGGAACAGGGCCGAUAGGCACAUUGAAACUCGGGUAGCUAAGUAGGUGCUGGAUCCGCGCCCCAAGCUUUCCAAGUUCAAGGCCCUUUUCUCAUCUCCAUCAACGCAACCCUUCCACACUACCAUCGUUUCGUGAUCCUUCUCUCCACCCCCUCUCUCGAUACCGGUGCUCAUCUAAGUAUCUCAAUCCCCACCCGACUUUCCAAGUGCGCUCGCCGCCUCAUUCUGUACGCCACCCUAUCCGCUACACAGCGUCGUGCAAACCAAAAUAGAGCCAAACCUGUACUCGUCCGCAUAGGUCGCGGCGGUCACCCCACAUCGCACAGGCUUGGUCCGCCCAUUCCACCUUAAAACUGAAUAGUGGCCUAGUCCACUUUUGCCUUUGAACCCGCCGUUAUAUUAUCUGUUUGGCGGGACCUAUAAAGCUCCAGUAAGGGUCUGUGCUUAGACCAUGGCAACCAACCCAACCCAAUCAACCUCCCCCCGCAAGCUCACGCGCUCGCGUUCCGCCAGACAGCUCGGAAAACGACCCGUCUCGACCGCGACGAAGGCGAAGCUUGACGGUGAUAUCUCCUACCCAUGGUAUUUUCAGCAUAAUGUUCAUGUUUCGUGUACAACCCCACCAAAGGAUGUCGCUUCCUCAAAGCCGGGCUUCACUGGCCUCCCCGCCGCCUGGGAAGAAGAGUUGCGCGCCCGCGUAGAGGCAGACAACACUGCGCGUGCAAAGAUCAACGGAAAGAAAUUGCCAAAGCACACAGAAGCGGCUAAGCCGCUCGUGCGCCUCUGGAUUCUUCUCGCGAGCCUCGUUCAUGGAAUGUCCCCCACUGCGCACAAGGAGGGCAAAGAACCCGAAAAGGCGGACGAACAAGGAGACAAGGAGAUCUCAUCCCCAUGGAACUUCAAGCAUCAUUACCAUGGUAGUGUCAGCAUGGCAAGAGAUGGCUUUGACGGUCUCCCGCCCGGCUGGGAUGACGUGGUUACUAAAGGACACCCCCGUUCGCGCCCCAACCCAAAUGUGCCGCUCAGCAUAGCGGAGGUCGAUGAGUUCGGGACUAUCUCCAAAGAAGCAGCAGACGAGACGAAGUCCGAAGACGUGCACGAUGAACUCUCGUGUGUCCGCUCCCUUCGCUACCAGCGACGAGCAAGGUCUAUGGCACCCAUAUCUCCGACAUCACGACGCGGCGAGAGCAGCGGUCGGUCAAUGACCAGGCAUUUUUCCCUGCGGAAACCAAAGUCGCGCAACUUAUCAACAUACAGCAUAUCAUGAGGCAACAACGCCGGCCUUCUCGGCGGCGCAGUGCGUCCUCCGUGGGCAGAAAUCUUACUCUGCUGCUUCAUUGCUCGUGCUACUCAACGCAUUGCUUCCGCAAGUGCUAUCUCAGCUCCGCUAGGACUCACUAGCCCUGGCACUUCCAAUUAACCAGCCCUGGGCCUCGUUACCCCAACCACUCCGUUCCUUUCCUUUCGCAGCUUUCUUGUGUCUUAGUUGAAUUGUUUUACCGUUGAAGCCGGUUCCUGGUGCACCGGACCACGAAGUACUAUCUUUCAUAUCUUUGAAUCUCCUCACUCAAACUGAAUUGCUGUAUUAUACUCUUGCACCUCGCUUCUCCGCUCUGCUAUUGCCAAGCCCUCGAUACGGGCAUCCGCUUCGCUUGUUACAGCUUACUACAACCCGCUCCUUCCAUUUCAGAUUACAAUAAUCGAUAAUGUACUAC